UCAGUCAUAAAAAGCAAAUCUGGAAAGGAAAGAAUAGAGAAAAGAAAAAAGACUGUUUUCAAUGAUGGACUUACCUAUUACUAUUGCCUGAUUUCUACUACACAAUACCAAGUAACGCUCUUCUUCCUUGCCAGAAUGUUGGCAUUCUCGAGGAAUGAAGCUUUUUGUUUCCUUUGGAUUGCCUGUGUUUUCAUUUCUACACUGAGUCAGCAAGGAACAGAAACCUUUCAGUGUGACAACGGGAUCUCUCUGCCUCCUGACAAUGUGUGUGACUUCACAGAUCAGUGUGGGGACAACAGCGAUGAACAGCAGUGCUCGAAUUAUGAAAGAUGUGAUUUUGAGAAUGGGCUCUGUAGUAUGGCUCAAGAUCAGAGUCAGCAACUUCGUUGGGCAAGGAGAAAUGGGAUGACCAGUCUAUCACCUCCAUUUUAUGAUCACAAUGGUGAUAUAUCUGCCCACUUCCUCUCACUGGUUUCCAAAGUGGAUUCUAUUUCCUCAAAUUUAGAAAGUCGAGUUUUCCUUCCAACUAAUGACCAACGUGCUUGUCAGGUUACAUUUUAUUCCUUCUUUAGCCAAAUGAGUAGCAAAUUAAUGGUAGGACUUCAAACUGCAUGUGGUGGCCCCAUUCAGCAUUUAUGGCAAAACACAGUCAGUCUCCGAAAUCAGUGGGAGAGAAAUGUCAUCAAAAUCCAGAGCUCACAGAGAUUUCAGGUUAUUUUUCAAGGUCAAGUGAUUUCAACUCAUGCACAAGAUGAAGUUAUUGCUAUUGAUGAUAUAUCUUUCAGUUCAGGCUGCUUGCCUGAAAAUGAUGAAAUGUUACCAUGUCAAGAAGCAUUGAAUACCACGCAGGAGCUAUGCCCUCCAGACACAGAUCUCUGCAGAUUUGAUUCAACAGAUGAAGGACUGAGAUUGUGUCAGCCCUGUGGAUUUGAGUUUGACAUGGGUUACUGGGCAUCGGAGGCACCUGCUGACCAAAUUUCCUGGAUACGCACAAAAGCAGGAGAGAUCCCUGCGUUAGAAUCCAUACCCCAGCAGAAUCAGAGCAGUGAUGAUGAAGGUUACUUUGUAUGGUUAGGUGCCAAGGAUGCAUUUACUCUUAACCACAUAGACAGCAGGGCUUAUCUAAAUAGUUCUGUGUGUCACUGCCUGGGCAAGAGCUGCCAUCUUCAAUUCUAUUUCUCCAUGGAAAACAGUGUCCUAAGAGUAGGCUUGUACAAUAAUAAGGAAGAAGGAGUAUUUUGGACAUACAACACAUCAACUGACAGCAAGUGGGUGAAAGCAGAUGUGUUAAUACCAGAAGGUCUGAAGACAUUUAAGGUUGUUUUUGAAGGGACUAUUUUGAGCCAGAAAAGUUUCAUUGGGCUGGAUCAGCUCUGGGUCUAUGCCUGUGGACAGGCCCCACCCAGAAAGCUUUGCUCUGUAGAUGAAUUCCCUUGUGCCAGUGGCCAGUGCAUUGCCCAAGAAUCUGUCUGUGACUCUCGACAAGACUGCUCCGAUGAGAGUGACGAGGACCCAGCAACUUGCUCAAAUCAUCUCACGUGUGACUUUGAAUCUGGUUUCUGCGGCUGGGAGCCAUUUCUCACAGAAGAUUCACACUGGGAGAUGGUGAAGGGAUCGAACAACAGAGAGCACCCUUUUCCCAAAGCUGAUCACAUAGCAAACAUAAAUCAUGGAUCAUUUAUUUAUGUUGAGGCACGUCAAUUCCCUGGAGUGGCCAAGCUGGGAAGUCCUAUCCUUACAAAAUUGCUCACUUCCUCUACCCCAUGUCAGGUACGGUUUUGGUAUCGUUUGUCUCAGCACUCACAUCUCUCAGUUUUUACAAGAACCUCACUCAAUGGGAAUUUGCAAAAGCAGGGUGAAAUAAUUGGAUUCUCUGGUUCUCAGUGGAGCCAAGCCAAAAUCGAUCUCCAUGCAAAAGCCGGAGAAUCUACACUGCCUUUCCAGGUAAUUUUAGAAGCUGCUAUUUUAUCAACGAAUGCUACUGUUGCUCUAGAUGACAUCAGUAUAUCUCAGGAAUGUGAAAUUUCCUAUAAAUCACUUCCACAUACCAGCAUACAAAACAAUGAUUCCAAAUGUGAUUUUGAAGCAGACAGCUGUGGUUGGUUUGAAGCAAUUAGUGGUGACCAUUUUGACUGGAUAUGGAGCUCCCCAAGUGACCUUUCUAGUGACUUAGAGCACCAGGCUCCACCUCGGGAUCAUACUCACAAUACAACUCAAGGGCAUUUUAUGUUCAUUCUGAAGAAAAGCAGCAGCUUGUGGCAAAUUGCUAAGCUCCAGAGCCCAACUUUCAGCCAGACAGGACCUGGGUGCACACUUUCCUUCUGGUUUUAUAACUAUGGGCUGUCAGUUGGAGCGGCUGAGCUGCAGCUACAUAUGGAAGAAUCGAACGACUCCACAGUACUUUGGAGAGUGUUGUAUAACCAGGGCAACCAAUGGUCAGACGCAACCAUUCAGCUAGGGCGCCUUUCUCAGCCCUUCCAUUUGUCACUAGAUAAAGUCAGUCUUGGCAUCUAUGAUGGAGUCUCAGCUAUUGAUGACAUCAGAUUUGAAAAUUGUACUUUCCCCCUUCCCGCUGAGAGCUGUGAAGGACUGGAUCAUUUCUGGUGUGAACACACCAAGGCUUGCAUAGGAAAGUUUCAGUUGUGUGAUCUGGUGGAUGAUUGUGGAGAUCGUACUGAUGAGGUCAACUGUGCACCAGAACUACAGUGUAACUUUGAAAAUGGAAUUUGUAACUGGGAACAAGACACAGAAGAUGACUUUGAUUGGACCAGGAACCAGGGGCCAACUUCAACACUUAAUACAGGGCCAAUGAAGGAUAAUACUCUGGGCACAGCUAAAGGACACUAUCUCUACAUAGAAUCUUCAGAGCCACAGGUUUUUGAAGACAGUGCUGCAUUACUCAGCCCCAUCUUUAAUACCACUGAUGCAAAGGGCUGCACCUUCCGCUUCUAUUACCACAUGUUUGGGAAGCACAUCUAUAGGCUGGCCAUCUAUCAGCGGAUCUGGAGCGACACGAGGGGACAGCUGCUGUGGCAGAUAUUUGGGAAUCAAGGCAACAGAUGGAUAAGGAAACAUCUCAACAUUUCCAGCAGGCAGCCAUUUCAGAUAUUGGUGGAGGCUUCUGUGGGAGAUGGCUUCACUGGAGAUAUUGCAAUUGAUGAUUUGUCAUUCAUGGACUGCACCCUCUACCCUGGUCAUUUGCCAGUGGACCUUCCGACUCCACCAGAAACCUCAGUCCCUGUGACACUUCCUCCACACAACUGCACAGACAAUGAAUUUGUCUGCAGGUCCGAUGGUCACUGUAUUGAAAAAAUUCAGAAAUGUGAUUUUAGAUAUGACUGCGCUGACAAAUCAGAUGAAUCAUCCUGUGUUGGGGAAAUUUGCAGCUUUGAAAGAGGAAACCUGUGUAAAUGGUAUCAGCCAAUCCCAGUAAAUUUACUUCGAGAUUCAAACACAUUCAGGUGGGGACUUGGUAACGGGAUUACUAUUCAUCACGGAGAAGAAACCCACAGGCCAUUGGUGGAUCAUACCCAAAAUACCACAGAUGGCUGGUACCUGUAUGCUGAUAGUUCCAAUGGGAAAUUUGGUGACACGGCUGACAUCCUCACUCCUGUCAUUUCACUCACGGGACCAAAAUGUACCUUGGUAUUCUGGACGCAUAUGAAUGGAGCCACAGUCGGUUCUCUCCAGGUGCUUAUCAAGAAGGAUAAUGUUACUUCUAAAUUGUGGGCUCAAACUGGACAGCAAGGUGCACAGUGGAAGAAAGCAGAAGUGUUUUUAGGGAUUCAUUCGCAAACACAGAUUAUCUUCAGGGCAAAACGUGGUGUCAGUUACAUCGGAGAUGUAGUGGUGGAUGAUAUUUCCUUUCAAGAUUGUUCCCCCUUACUUAGCCCAGACAGAAAAUGUACUGCUCAAGAAUUCACGUGUGCUAACAAGCACUGCAUUGCAAAGGACAAGCUGUGUGAUUUUGUGAAUGAUUGUGCUGAUAAUUCAGAUGAGACUACUGUGAUUUGCGGUACCUCCUCCAGGGGGCGCUGCGAUUUUGAAUUUGAUCUUUGUUCCUGGGAGCAGGAGCAGGACGAGAACCUUGACUGGCAGCUGAAAGGUAGCAGCAACCCCGCUGCAGGCACAGAACCCGCUGCAGAUCACACCUUGGGAAAUUCCUCUGGUCAUUACAUCUUUAUAAAGAGCUUGUUCCCUCAGCAGCCCAUGAGAACAGCCAGAAUUUCAAGCCCAGUUAUAAGUAAGAGAAGCAAAAAUUGCAAGAUUAUUUUUCAUUAUCAUAUGUAUGGACAUGGCAUUGGGGCACUCACCUUGAUGCAGGUAUCAGUCACAAACCAAACAAAGGUCCUACUUAACCUCACUGUAGAACAAGGCAAUUUCUGGCAGAGAAGAGAGCUACUGCUCGUUAGUGAUGAAGACUUCCAACUUCAGUUUGAAGGUAGAGUUGGACAAGGCCACCGUGGUGACAUUGCACUUGAUGACAUCGUUCUUACAAAGAGUUGUCUAUCAUCCCAUCACUCUGUGAAAGAAGAACUGGCAGUGCCUCUUCCAACAGGUUACUGCCCACAGGGCUAUCGGGAAUGUCAGAAUGGCAAAUGCUAUGGACCAGAGCAAAGCUGUAACUUUGUAGAUGACUGUGGAGAUAAUACUGAUGAAAAUGAAUGUGGUAGCUCCUGCACUUUUGAAAACGGCUGGUGUGGCUGGCAGAACUCCCUGGCCGACAACUUUGAUUGGGUCUUAGGGGUUGGCUCUCAUCAAAGCCUAAGACCUCCCAGAGACCACACACUUGGAAACGAAAAUGGGCACUUCAUGUAUCUGGAGGCUACUCCAGUGGGACUUCGAGGUGAGAAAGCACACUUCAAGAGCACUGCAUGGCCAGAAUCCAGUGCUGCCUGCACCAUGAGCUUCUGGUAUUUUAUAUCUGCAAAAGCCACAGGGUCCAUUCAGAUUCUCAUUAAGACAGAGAAAGGACUAACAAAAGUAUGGGAAGAAAGUAACCAGAACCCUAGUGAUCACUGGCAAAAGGCUGACAUCCUGCUAGGAAAGUUAAGGAAUUUUGAAAUCAUAUUUCAAGGCAUCAGAACAAGGGAUCUGGGAGGAGGAGCUGCAAUUGAUGAUAUUGAGUUUAAAAACUGCACAACCAUGGGAGAGACUUCUGAGAUUUGCCCAGAAGCCACUGAUUUUUUGUGCCUGGACAAGAAGUGUGUUGCAUCCCACCUUGUCUGUGACUAUAAACCAGACUGCCCUGACAGGUCUGAUGAAACUCACUGUGGACAAUAUACAAGCAUUCCAGGAAGCUGCAAUUUUGAAACAAGUUUGGGAAACUGGACUACAGACUGCAGUCUUGUUCAAGACUCUGAGGGUGACUGGGACUGGACCAUUGGCACCAGAAUUCCUGCUGAAUCAUUGAUUUCAGACUCUGAUCACACACCAGGUAGUGGCAAGCAAUUCCUGUAUGUCAACUCAUCUGGGCCCAAAGGAGGAGGCACUGCAAGAAUCACUACCUCCAGAUACUUCCCAGCCAGCCUCGGCAUGUGUACGGUUCGGUUCUGGUUCUACAUGGUUGAUCCCAGGAGCAUGGGGGUAUUAAAGGUGUAUAUCAUUGAGGAAUCGGGGCUGAACAUCCUGGUUUGGUCAGUGAUUGGAAAUAAAAGAACCGGAUGGGUGUAUGGCUAUGCACCACUCUCCAGUAACAGUCCUUUUAAGGUGGCUUUUGAAGCUGAUUUGCAUGAAAAUGAGGACAUCUUUAUUGCCCUUGAUGACAUCUCUUUCACCCCAGAGUGUGUGUCUGGAGGUCCUGUCACGACACAGCCAGCGCCCUGUGAAGCUGAUCAAUUUUCUUGUAUCUACACACUCCAGUGUGUCCCUCUCUCAGGGAAGUGUAAUGGACAGGAAGAUUGCGUAGACGGGUCUGAUGAAAUGGAUUGUUCUCUCAGCCCCUCUCCUGGGCUCUGUGGCAAAAUGGAGUUCCGGUGCUCUACAAACGAGUGUAUCCCAUCCCUCCUGCUCUGUGACGGGGUGUCUGACUGUCACUUUAAUGAAGAUGAAUCUAGCUGCUCCAACAAGAGCUGUUCUAAUGGAGCUCUGGUGUGUACUUCCUCGAACAGCUGUGUCCCAGCUCACCAGCGCUGUGAUGGUUUUGCUGACUGCAUGGAUUUGCAGCUUGAUGAGUCUAGCUGCUCAGAGUGUCCAUUAAACUACUGCAGAAAUGGAGGGACUUGUGUGGUGGAGAAAAAUGGUCCUAUGUGUCGAUGUGGACAAGGAUGGAAAGGAAACCGAUGCCAUAUCAUGUCUAAUCCUUCUACUGAAGACUUCAAGUACACUCAGAAUAAUAUAUGGAUACUCCUGGGUAUUGGAUUAGCAUUCCUGAUGACUCACAUCAUAGUUGCGGUCUUGUGUUUUCUUGCAAACAGAAAAGUGCCAAUAAGGAAAACUGAAGGAAGUGGUAACUGUUCAUUUGUCAAUCCCAUCUACGGGAAUUGGAGUGACCCAGAGAAAACAGAGAGUUCUGUCCACUCCUUCUCAAAUCCGUUAUAUGGCACAACAUCAAGAAGCCUGGAGACCAUGUCUCAUCAUCUCAAAUAGCAGCACCAAGAUCAAAAAUGAUCAAAAUAUGUAUAGUUUAUUCCAGUCUCUGAAAUCUGAAAGAAACACAUCUUACACAAUAGUAAAAAGAAAAAAUUCAAAAUGCUAGUGUAAUUAUAACAUUUAUGAAUAAAUUUUCUUACUGAAUACAGUGAAUGUUUUCAUGGAAUCAGAAUCAGUACCUUAUCUUCAUUGUAUAUCAGAAUAUUUUAAUAAAGUUUUCACUUAAUC
Molecule: messenger RNA, 6819 nt
Organism: Microcebus murinus (gray mouse lemur)
Lineage: Eukaryota; Metazoa; Chordata; Mammalia; Primates; Cheirogaleidae
Source: RefSeq, a predicted model, not a curated record